CCCAGAAGGAAAACUAGUUAUAAUUACGGGUGCAUCAAGUGGAAUUGGUGAAUCUUUAGCUUACCAGUUCGCUCGUCAUAGUUGUAUAUUAGUUCUUUGUGCUCGAAGAGAAGCUUUACUUGCAGAGGUUAGCAAAAAAUGUAAACUCUAUGGUGCUAAAGAUGUCAUUGCUGUUACAGCUGAUGUUACCAAAGAAUCAGAUAUCACGACUUUAAUACAAAAGAUUGAAAAAGAAUUUAAUCGGAUAGAUUGUUUAAUCCUCAACGCUGGAAUUUCUAUGGGUGAAAGAUUAGACGAAGUUAGCGACUAUAAUCUAAUCAGAAAAAUUAUGGAAGUUAAUUAUUUUGGGUCCACAAACUUUGUAUAUCAAGCAUUGCCUUUAUUGAAGCGUUCUCCAAAAUCAAGGAUCGUUGUCGUUUCUUCGGCUGCUGGGCUUGCGGGUGCGCCAUUCAGAACUGGUUAUUCUGGUUCUAAAUUCGCUGUUAGAGGGUUUUUCACUGCCUUGGCCGCUGAAAUUGCCGAAAAUGAUAUUUAUGUUACUGUAGCCUACCCAGGUCCCGUUAGAACCCAAAUAAACAAUACACGUCUUGGAAAAACGCCUCGUGAACUAGAUGUUUCCAACGCAAUCACUCCUGAAAAAUGUGCACAAAUUAUAUAUGAAGCAACAUUAAAUGGAGACAAGGAAGUAACGUUUGAAAAUAUCGGUAGAAUCGCUAAAAUAAUGGAAGGCCCAUUUCCUUAUCUUAUUUCUUGGUUUGCCAGUAGAGUACAAAAUAAUCUUAAUAAGAGAAAAUAA
This is a messenger RNA of Dentiscutata erythropus, 796 nucleotides long. NCBI's taxonomy places the organism in Eukaryota, Fungi, Glomeromycota, Glomeromycetes, Diversisporales, Gigasporaceae. The record is from the annotation of a GenBank genome assembly.